Messenger RNA from Telopea speciosissima, 1533 nucleotides. RefSeq names its product pentatricopeptide repeat-containing protein At3g12770-like. Gene Ontology annotation, biological process: RNA modification. The record is from RefSeq and is a predicted model, not a curated record. The transcript is spliced from 2 exons. Gene Ontology annotation, molecular function: protein binding; RNA binding. Bases 16 to 1515 code for a protein of 499 amino acids. Lineage: Eukaryota; Viridiplantae; Streptophyta; Magnoliopsida; Proteales; Proteaceae.
CUGCCUUUGACAUUGAUGUCCGGACCCCAGGCAAGCCAUCGCCGACCAGAAUUUUCACAAAUCUUCAAUUCUCUGGCCGGCCUCUUACACCAUUCUCUGCAGACUCGAAACCUCAGAACCACAAAGGCCAUUCACGCUCACUUACUCAGGGUUGGAUUGAUCUUCAACUCCUUUAGCCUUCACACCAGCCUUAUCCUAACAUACUCCACAUGCCUUCACCGCGACCAUCUUCAACUUCAAAACUUAAACAACUUCCUCAGCUCCUUAAACCCCACCGAACCAUUACCCUUCAAUGCCAUUGUCUCUGCUUUCUCUCGCAGUGGCUUCUCUUAUCUUGCUCUCCGGACAUUCUCUUUCAUGCACGCCACGGGCGUCCCCUUGGACACGUAUGCCUUGUGUAGCUCCUUGAGGUCUUCCUCUUCGAUCAGAGCGUUAGCUCCUGGCAGACAGAUGCAUGCUCACGUUUCCAAAUCAGGUUGGUCCUCUAGUGUUUAUGUGGGUACCGCCUUGGUUGAUUUGUAUUCAAAAUCAUCAUUGAUCGGAGAUGCAUCGAAGUUGUUCGAUGAAAUACCUAUGAAGAACACUGUCUGCGCGAAUGCACUCCUGUCUGGGUACGCGGAGGCUAAGUUGUGGGGCGACGGACUUGAACUAGUUCGCUCGAUGUCGUCCUCUUUGAGGUUGGGUUAUGACCGGUUCACUUUAUGUGAGCUUCUGCGGAUCUGCACGGGGCUACUGGCAAUUGAGUUGGGCAGGCAGGUUCAUGCCAAUAUGAUCCGUAAGAUAGCUGAUGUCGAAAGUGAUGUAUUUCUACAGAGUUCGUUGGUUGAGAUGUACGGGAAAUGUGGGAUAAUCGACAAGGCUCGACAUGUAUUCGACUUGGCAGGAAUGGGACGUGAAGGAGGGAUGGAGAGAACAAGAGACGUUGUAUUGUGGACUUCGAUGCUCAGUGCAUAUGGUAGACAUGGCAGGUUUGAAGAAGUUAUUAGGCUGUUCCAAGACAUGUUGAUGGCAGGGAUGAAGCCCGAUGGGGUGGCUUUCCUGGCAGUCAUCUCAGCAUGUGCUCACACUGGACAGGUGAGCCUCGGGCUCGAGUAUUUUGAGUCCAUGACGCCUGAGUUUGGGUCGGACCCUGGACCAGAGCAUUACGGUUCUGUAGUUGAUCUGCUUUGCAGGGCAGGGGAAGUGGACAAGGCAUGGAAUUUGAUUACUGGGAUGCCCUUGAAAGAGAACUUAGGUUCUAGCAGCAGCAGCUGUACUGGUAGGAGUGUUUCUGUAUGGGGGGCACUGCUCAGUGCUUGCAAUGAAAAUGGGAAUGUUGAGCUGGGUAAGCUGGCCGCUCAAAGGGCACUUGAGUUGGAUCCUGAGAAUGUAGGGAUCUAUGUGUUGUUGUCGAAUAUGUAUGCAAGGUUUGGUAUGUGGGAUGAGAUUGGGAAGUUAAGGAAAUUAAUGAAGGAAAAAGGGUUGAAGAAAGAUGUAGGAUGUAGUUGGGUAGAGGUAUCAGGUGAUUCAGGUUGAUUAAAGCUAAAGUCUUUU